Ipomoea nil (Japanese morning glory) is the source of this 867-nucleotide messenger RNA. RefSeq lists its product as uncharacterized. The record is from RefSeq and is a predicted model, not a curated record. Gene Ontology annotation, molecular function: nucleic acid binding; RNA-DNA hybrid ribonuclease activity. NCBI's taxonomy places the organism in Eukaryota, Viridiplantae, Streptophyta, Magnoliopsida, Solanales, Convolvulaceae. The transcript has a single exon. Bases 1 to 867 code for a protein of 288 amino acids.
AUGACGGGUAUUUUGCCUGUACGUGAAGUGUUGAGAUCUAAGAGGGUAUACGUGGGAGGGGGCUGUCCUUUCUGCAACCAUGCAUUAGAGACCAUUGCUCACAUUUUAUGUGAGUGUCCUCUAGCUUGUCAACUGUGGGGUAUGGCAGAUGUGUUGAAUGGUGUAUCGCUAGUAGAGUUCGUGCAGGGGAAGUUACGAGACCCGGAUAGCACACAGGGUAUAGCCAUGGUGUGUCAGUUUUGGGUAAUGUGGAAGGCAAGGAAUGAUGUGGUGUGGAAUGUCAAGCAAUGGCAGAUACAGGAUAUGCGACAGCUCGUAGUGGCUCAGUUAGCAGCUUGGGUGCAAGUUUAUUCAUCAAUAUGCACUGCCCAAGCUACCGCCGGCAUGCAAGGGUCCCCGACUAUAUGGAUACCGCUGCCGGAGGGGUUUUUGAAGUGUAAUGUCGACGCCUCAAUUCAUGGUGGUGAUGCAGCUUACGGGGUAGUUCUACGUAACCACGAGGGACGUUUCAUUGCGGCAUGCAGUGGGAAGUUUCCAUGUGUGAGUGAAGUGUACCUAGCAGAGGCCAUAGCUUUCAAAGAAGCGCUAUCUUGGUUAAAGAGUCGUAGCCAUAAUAUGUGUUUUGUUGAGUCAGACUGUUUAUGUUUAUGCUCUAGUUUUAAUUCUGCUACUGCGAAUUUGUCGUAUGUAGGAAUGAUUGUGAAGCAAUGUCAAACCAUUUCUCGUGAAAUUGGGAACAUCUUAGUUCGUCAUGUUAAGAGGUCAGCGAACAACGUAGAUAAUGUGCUAGCACAGGCAACGGGGACUUCUACUGUCCUAGGGGUGUGGGAAUCCAUCCCGCCCAGCUGUAUUGCAAAUUUGGUUUAA